UGGGGAGUGAGCGGGGGCGCCCAAGCCGGGGGGUCAGCCUGAAGGAGGCUGCAGGGGCGCCCCGAGUCUCGCGGCGUGGACGGGGUGUGGUGGCGGGUCGGGCCGGCUGACUCCGGGUCCGGGGCGCCGGGUCCCCCUCUCUGUGCGCCGGCGCGCGGUGGCCGGCAGGGGGCGCCCGCGGCACGGGACACGCGACUCGGGAAGCGGGGUGCAGAGUGCGAGCUGUGGGGUACGGCUGCGGGCGGGACCGGGUUCUGGCGGGCCGGGCAGGGUCCCCCGCGGACCACUGCGGACCGCGGCCACUUCAGGCCCGGGAGGCUGCGAGAGCAACUGGUGCCCGUAGGGGGGGCGACCUCCGGCCGGCGACAAGCAGGCAAUUAAUUCCGGAGCCGCUCCAUCUGGCGCCGCCAACAGGUCCGCGCCCUCCGGGCCUCACGCUCAGGGGACAGCCGCGGCUACACCCGCCACGGUGACGCGGACACGCGGGGACAGGCGGGGACAGCGGGCUUGGGCCGGGACUGGGGCUCGGGGGGACCCUGCGCCGCCGCACUCUGUGCAAGCAUUUGGGGUGUUUCGGAGUCCCGGGGUGCACCCCGGAAUCGGGCAGAGGACCCUGCACCUCCCCGCGGGCGGGAUGGGGACCCUGGUGGGGCGGUGCGCGGGGGCUCCUCCCCUCCCCGCCCGGAGCCCCGCCCCGCCCCGGAGCCCCGCCCCGCCCCGCCCCCGGGCGCGCAGCCGCCGCGCGCUCCCCGCCACUCGCCUGCGCCCCAACUUGCGAGCCGCGACCGUGCCAGGGGGGCGCCCCGGCCGCACAGAGUAGCAGCCGCCCCAGAGCCGCGGGCCCCUCCUUAUCCGCAUGGGCGGCCGCAGGGGCCCCCGAAGCUGUCCGCUGCCCGCGGUGGCCGAGGGCGGCCCGGGCCGCCAGGUGCUGGAGGUGGCUCCCCGCAAGAGGCUGCCUGCCCGGUCCGAGCAGGACCCCCGUGGCCGCCGACCGGCCCCCGAGGGCGCGGGAGCGGGCGCUGAGCUGGGCCACUCGCCUGGAGGGGCCGGCUGGUGCGGACACUGCCACGCGAAGCUCACAGAGCUCAAGCGACAGGCCUGGAAGCUGGUCAGCGACCCAGGGACUCCGCUGAGGGACCCCUGCCUCUCAGCCCUGCUGCUGGACACGCUGCCCGUCCGCCGGCCCGAGGCCCCCAACCGCUGUGAUGCCUGUGCCACACCCCCGCACCCACUCUCAGCCCCCCUUGUCCGCCAGGACCCACGGGAUGGAGCCCUCCCCGCACCCCCUGCCUCUGCCGGGCCUGACAGCGAGAAGGGGCCUGCCUGGCCCCCUGGGCCCAGUGUUCAGGUGUCUGUGGCACCGGCCGGCCUGGGGGGGGCCCUGAGCACAGUCACCUUCCAGGCCCAGCAGUGUCUGGAGGGCAUGUGGCGCGUGUCUGGGGUACACAGCCUACUACCACCCACCUGCCUGGUCCCAGGAGAAGGUGUCUGUCUGUCCUGGUUCCAGGAAGAGGUGUCUGUCUGUCCCUUCAGGUCCCAGGAGGAGGUGUCUGUCCUCCCCUCAGGUCCCAGGAAGAUGCGGCUGCUUCUGCCAUGCCCGGGCUCUGCUGCUGGCAGGUGUCGGCGCCGCGGCCCAAGGGACGGCGGAGCCCAGGCUGAGGCGGCCGUGGCGGCCGUGGCAGUGGCGGACACUGUGCGGGACAGCGCCCCCUCGUCAGGCCCCGACGGUGUGUGGAAGAUGUGGGGCCGGGCAGGUACCUGCACGGCCACCUUGCUCACGCCUGUCCCUGGUGCUCCAAGCCCCACUUCUGGGCCCUCGGCUGCCACCUCCUUCUUCAUCAGGGCCGUGCAGAAGCUCAGCCUGGCCUCCAAGCGCAAGAAGCCGCCACCUCCCCCUGCAACCAGCGCCCGUGGGCCCUCUGCCUACCCCACAGACUUCAGGGGGGUCCUGCAGCUGUGGCCGCCCCCUGCACCCCCUUGCCUGCUCCGGGCUGCCUCCAAGGUCAAGGAGAGCCCCGGCAACUUCGGCAAGGUGAAGGUCAUGCUACGGAUCUGGCCAGCACCGGGAGCCGAGACCUCGUCCUUCCUGAAGGUGGACGCACGCAGGAAGCAGGUUACGCUGUACGAGCCCCCGGGCAGUGCGGCCCUCCGCCAGCCUCCUGCUGCUGUGCCCCGCAUGUUUGCCUUUGACGCCGUGUUUCCCCAGGACUCGGAGCAGGCCGAGAUUUGCUCGGGGGCGAUAGCUGACGUGCUGCAGUCUGUGGUCAGUGGGGCUGAUGGCUGUGUCUUCUCCUUUGGCCCCAGCAGCCUUGGUACGGCCUACACCAUGCUGGGGCAGGACCGCUGUGCACAGAGCUUGGGCGUGGUGCCCUGUGCCAUCUCCUGGCUGUUCCGGCUCCUCGAGGAACGGCGCCAGAGCUCCGGCACCCGCUUCUCUGUGCGUGUCUCGGCCGUGGAGGCGAGUGGCCGGGACGCCGGCCCACGGGACCUGCUGGCUGAGGUGGCCUCUGGUGGCGCUCAGGACACCCUGUUCCCAGGUGUGGUCCUGCAGGAGGACCCAGGCUGCGGGGGGCAGAGCCCAAGGGAACUUCGGGCAGCCUCGGCCGGGCAGGCGGCUCUGUUCCUGGAUGCAGCGCUCGCUGCCCGCAGUGAGGACACUGGCUGCAGCGCACCCAUGCUGCUCACUGUACACGUGGACCAGCACCGAGGGGAGCGAGCCGGCAAGGGGGCCGCAUCUGGGGGCCACAGCCGCCUGCACCUCAUUGACCUGGGCAGCUGCUCCGAAGUGCCCGGGGGCCCACCUGGCCUGUCCCUGUCGGCUCUGGGCAGUGUCGUCCUGGCCCUGGUCAGUGGGGCCCGGCAUGUGCCCUACCGGGACCACUGGCUGACCAUGAUGCUGCGGGAGCCACUGGCCACCACCCACUGCCGGGCCACCAUGAUUGCGCACGUGUCGGCUGCACCCGCCCGCCUGACUGAGACCUUGAGCACCCUGCAGCUAGCCGCCCGGCUGCACCGCCUGCGCAGAAAGCGGCCCAAGCACGCGUCCAGCUCAUCAGGCGGUGACAGCUCUUGUGAGGAGGGCCGAGCCUGCCGCCCCCCGCUCCUGCGGCCCCCACAUUCCCGGCCCCCGGCCCUGGACCCAGAGUGUCCUGCGCCCACCAUGCCCGGGGACCGAGAGUGCUCUUCCAGCAGUGAGCAGUCCUGCGACACUGUCAUCUACGUGGGGCCCGGUGGCCUGGCUCUCUCGGACCGUGAGCUCACGGACGGCGAGGGGCCCCCAGACUCUGUGCCCAUCAUUCCAGCCCUGAGUCGCCGCCGGCCCCCCGUGGGCCCCCGCCAGGCCGACCCCCUGCGCUGCCGCACCUUCGCAGAGCUGCAGGAGCGGCUAGAUGGUAUGGCGGAGGGGCCCCCACGCUGUGCGGACCCCAGAGGGGAUGCCGGCCCCCUGCCUGAGCCGCCGGAUCUGGACAAGGACAUGGGCCGUAGCAGGAGGCCACCGCCUAGCCCUGUGCCCUCACCACCCCAGCUGCCAGAGGCUCCCGAGGAGCCCAGGGGAGGGGCCCCCCUCUGCCUGGCACGGACGCCGCCCGUGGGUGGGAGUGGACAUGGGCCCUGGCUGGCCUCGCCUGGCCGCCGUCUGGAGCUGCUGCCCUCAGUGACGCUGCGGCGGCCGGUGGAGCUCAAUGGGGAGGAUGAGCUGGUGCUCACAGGCGAGGAGCCGUUGCCCAGUGGCCGGCCGUCCAGCCUGGGCAGCAUGGGCAGCACCUGCUCCCUGCAGGCACUGGCUUCCGGCUCUCGCCCGGUCAGCAUCAUCAGCAGCAUUAAUGACGAGUUAGAGGCCUACACCUUACAGCCCCCCAGGGAACCCGGGGCGGAGGGCGCUCCCCUCGGCCAGCUCAGCCUCCGACCCCCGCUACCCCCACAACCUCCCCAGCUGAGCAUCAGCCCUGACCCCGGGUGCCCCCUUGGCCUGGACGGCAGCUCAGGGCUCUGUGACUGGGAAUCGGGGGACACCCGGCCCAGCAAGGGCCCCCCCAGGCAAACCCUCCACUCUAGCCUGCCCCGGAGGGCACCCCCUACUACCGACCAAGUGGCCACCCCACUGGAGGACCCCUGGCAGCUGCGGGCUGAGGACUGUGCCCUCCGGGACCCUCCGACGGUGUGCGCACAGCGGGUGGUAGAUGGCUGUGAGGGAGUGCUGAGGGUGGCCCAGAGGGUAGACCCAGGGGCUCCCGUGCCUCCAUUGCGCCGGGGUGCCACCACACUGGGGGUGACCACAUGCCCCUUGGAGCCCAGCUACCGGGGCGUCUCCAGUGGCAGGAAGGGCACAACUCCCAGGGGGGGCAGCACCCCCAGGCCUGCUGGGGCAACCCCCCCAGCCCCACCUGUGCGCAAGUCCAGCCUGGAGCAUAGGCCCGGGUUGGCGCCCGGUGGGGAUGAGGAGGAGGCCCGGGCUGGUGGCUAUGGGGACACUUUGGGGUCCAGGUCUGCGUCCAUCCUGAAGGCCCGGACAGGCCGAGUGGAAUCUGUGAACCGCCCUGGCCCCCAGGGGGCCCUGGAGCGCACCGAGGGGAAGGCUGUAGGGCGGGCAGCCCGGCCAGGGCCCCGGUUGGGGACUCCACCCACCAGCCCCAUACCACCCACGGCCCCAGUCAGCAGGGGCCCCUCCAAGGGCAUGGCAGCCUGUAGACUCCCAGCCGGUGGAGCCAAGGGUACCCGGGCAGCAGCCAGGCCGGGCCGGGGCACCAUCAUGGGGACCAAGUUGCGGGCUGCCCACUGCCGCGUGCACGAGCUGGCGGCUGCCGGGACCCCAGGCAGCAGGCAGGAGGUUGGCCAGCGGGAGGGCCCGGCGCUGCCCUCGCCCUACAGCACGGUGACGGCCCCGAGGCGGCCCCCACGGCACAGCAGUGGCCAUGGCAGUGACAACAGCAGCGUGCUGAGUGGGGAGCUGCCCCCUGCCAUGGGCCGCACUGCCCUUUUUUACCACAGCGGCGGCAGCAGUGGCUACGGCAGCAUGAGGCUAGACAGCGAGGCCACGGGCAGCGCCUCCUCCGCCCCUGACUCCAUGAGCGACAGUGCUGCCUCGCCUGGCGCCCGUGCCCGUAGCCUCCGGUCACCCAAGAGGAGGGCUGCAGGCCUGCAGAGGCGACGCCUGGCCCCUGCCCCGCUGCCUGACGCCCCUGCCUUGGGUCGAAAGCCCAGCCUGCCUGGGCAGUGGGUGGACCUGCCCCCACCGCUAGCCAGCGUGCGGAAGGAGCCCUUUGAGAUCAAAGUGUACGAGAUUGACGAUGUGGAGCGUCUGCAGAGACGCCGCGCACCCCCCAGGGAGGACCCGGUGGAGGCCCCCCAGGAACUGGACAAGGGGCAGCGGCAGGCCGAGCGGCGGAGGCAGCGGCUGCGGGAGGUGCUGACGUGGCGAGAGAGGCUGCGGCGGGAGCUGGCCGAGACGCAAGGCCGGCUGAUGGUGGAGCCGGGCCGCUGGCUGGAGCAGUUCGAGGUGGGCCCAGAGCUGGAGCCUGAGUCUGCCGAGUACCUGGCGGCCCUGGAGCGUGCCACGGCUGGCCUGGAACGACACCUGAACCUCUGCAAAGCCCGAGUCAUGAUGGUCACCUGCUUUGACAUCCGUCCAGGCCCGCAGCAGGUGGACGUGGAUGUCUGAGGCUGGAUGCCAGGCCGGCCUGAAGACGGGGAGGAGGCCUCCUGCAGGGCGGUGGGAGUGGGGAUGGGCUGGGGGCUGGGAGGGAAGGAGUGGUCGCCACAGAGGGCCAUGCAAGUGCCUUUAACCUGAGCGGGACUGUCCCUCGCUGGGCCCUGAGAAUGACACCUUCCCUGGCUCAGGGCUGCAUCCCCCCUCGGGCCUGUGUGGACCCCUGUAUCCUGGGCCCCAGGUGAGUCCAGCUGCGGAUGCCCACCCAGACCACGGCAGGAAUUCUUACCAAAACAGAGAGCAAAAGCUACAGUAACUGUGCCAAACCACCAGCGUUUUGUAGGGUGUGGGGUUCCUAUUUUUCUACUGUUUUGCCAGGAGGCACAUACAGGUUUGCAGACAAAUGGUCUAUGUUUUUACAGUUUUCUAUGGAAGGUGUCCUCAGCCAGGAAGGGUAGGGCCCCCGUGAGGGUUUGGGGUGGCGCCUGCCGUGGCCCCCAGCCUUCCACCCCGCUCUGUGCUCUGGGGGCCUACUGUACAGUGUACAUAGCUAACUGCCCGUGGCCUUUCUUUGAAUAAAAGACACGUGGAUUGUUUCAGAA
Messenger RNA from Erinaceus europaeus (western European hedgehog), 6249 nucleotides. RefSeq names its product kinesin family member 26A (gene KIF26A). The record is from RefSeq and is a predicted model, not a curated record. Gene Ontology annotation, molecular function: ATP binding; microtubule binding; microtubule motor activity. NCBI's taxonomy places the organism in Eukaryota, Metazoa, Chordata, Mammalia, Eulipotyphla, Erinaceidae. Gene Ontology annotation, biological process: microtubule-based movement. Bases 857 to 5659 code for a protein of 1600 amino acids. The transcript is spliced from 18 exons.